ACGCGGCAGCCAUAGUUCUGUGUUCGAGUGGACUGUUUGAUCUUAGUUGAUAUUCGUUAAAAGUUUUAUGAAAAUGGCAACAACAUUAAAAAAUGGAACCCUUCCUGUUUCUUCUUUGUCUGCAUUUAGCUACAUUCCUCCAAAAAGAAGUGAUCCGAAGGAGCUUACCUAUUUCAAUAGCAAAACCAAGGAUGUGGAAGUCUCAACAUAUGACUGCUUGUUUAAAAGACCAGACAGUUACAAUCAGAAACUUCAUCGUGAUGACAGAGAGCAUGCUAAGAGCAGAGGACUGAAUCUAAACAACGAGGAAAUAUCAAGACCUGUACCGGUUUUGUCAUCUUCAGAAUAUGGACGACACCUGUCUAUCGCAGUAGACAAACCAGAUCGUAAAUGCGUUAGAGUUGGACUGGUGCGUUCUGAAUUCUACAGGAGAAAUGGAUUUGAGCAUUCUGUUGAAGAAGGUUAUGGAUCUGUCAAACCUGCCUAAAACCUUGUGAGUGUAAUCUGCACACAGAUUAUAGGGCAUUAAACCUUACCAAAUAAUAUAGAAACUAUAAUUUAAGCUUUUGAUACCUUCUAGUAUUUUGUUUAGUAAAGAAACUGAAGAAAAAAAGGCACAUUUGAGGAUGUUGUGUAUUUUAAUGAAUGCCGGUGCAACAAAACGGGAUAUAAAGAAAGAAAUAUUCCAUAUUUCCACUGAAUAAACCUCAGUAUAUUCUCCUCUGUACCUCUGUUCAAGCAUAUGACAAUUUGCUUGGGAAAUAGUGAGAUAAACAGUAUAAUAUAUUGUCAGUACAGUGAUUAGGCUUGUAUUUUUGCAUUUAUUUUAAAACAGAUUUUCACUUCUGUUUCUGCAUUUGCCCACACUUACCAUGGCUUUAUAUGUGUUUUGUUAUUAUUUAGUAACCAAGAGUUUUUGCAUUGGGCUGCAUUUUUUAGGAAAUUGCUUAAAUGUUUUAACAGCUUGGUAUAUUUUAACACAGUUAUAAAUGCUAAACUUUGGUCCCAAGUGCACAAAACAUGUUAAAUUUAAGUUUCUGUAAUAUGUAGGAAAGAUGUUCAAUUUCUGUUAUUUCUCUUUUCCAUUAUUUGAAGGUGAACUAAAAUAAAAAUAAAUAUAAGAACCAAAGUUUGUGUGAAUUCAGUGGAACACAUUUAUAGAACAGUCUUAUGACAAAAAACUAGUGUUCCAAAAUCAUUAUGCAUUGCACAUACUUAAAUAUGAUUCCUUAGUGUCAGUUUAUUACAUUUUCUUUGCUUUCUUUGAACUGUCUUUUUUAAGAACCUGAAAGUAAUUUCCUGCUACUCCCCACAGAAGUAAUACAGUUACGGUCGCUUCCAGAAAUGAAGAGCUAUCAGUAAUACAUUUGAUUCUCCUGCAAAUAUUUAAUGUUAUUUGUAAAGGAGGGCUGGUAUCCCUGGCUUCACAGAUGUCACUGCGAACCCAACCAACUUCCUUUAGUAUUAGUAAUUCUGUUAUUUUUUGCUUGCCUUUUUGUAUUUUUUUCAUCCACCAAAUGCUUUCUGUAUUUAAUAGUUUUGUGUGUUAAGCAAACAAAAAGUUCAUAAA
Molecule: messenger RNA, 1570 nt
Organism: Polyodon spathula (Mississippi paddlefish)
Lineage: Eukaryota; Metazoa; Chordata; Actinopteri; Acipenseriformes; Polyodontidae
Gene: cfap90
Product: chromosome 3 C5orf49 homolog
Exons: 3
Coding region: 68-487 (139 amino acids)
Source: RefSeq, a predicted model, not a curated record